CCACGUGGUGUCGUGCUGGAGCUGAAAAGCUUUUCAACACAGACGUUUUGGAAAGGGGUAAGUUAGGCACGUUUAACUUAGCAUUUUAGUAAUAGUUUCAGGAGUAGCCAUCACACCAAAUAAUACAAAAUGCCGCCAGCCUUGGAUAGGUUGCGGGAUCGUCCUCUGCAUCUUGAUCAGCCCAGCGGGCACAGGGACUUUCCAUGUUAGGUUACUUUCGCUUUCAGCUCGGCUGGCAAAAGAAGCUUCGACAGCUCGUGAGUUGGACAUUUUUGACUCUAUUUUUGACUUCUAUUCCGGUUCGAAUUCAAAGCCAAGAUUAUUUCUCUACUCUCUGACAACACUUUCUUCAUCAGGGCAUGAUGUCCAAAAGUAGUUCCUUCGGUGCGGCUUCGGUCUUCGUGCUGGUAGAUGCUUGUGUGGUGCAGUCCAUCCGCUCUGCCCCCCUCUCACCCCUGCUGGUCGCCCACCCAUACGUCACUUUGUGGGGUGGAGGGAUCCUUCGAGCCUGCGCCUUGCUCUUCCUCAGCUUGUCAUGGAGCCAAUCGUGGAUGAGCAGCUUCCAGGGGCGCCAGACCAUCGGGGUCCUGUGCUUUCAUUUCCCAGUGUAUGUUAGUCUCUUGUGGGGGGUCGGUUUGUCCAACUCAGAGGAGCUAUGGAGCUGGUACUCCUGGCAAAGGCUAUUGCACGGUUAUGGCGUCACUGCGGUGGCCUGGUUGUACUGGGAGAGGUACGUGUCCUCGCUGUUCCAGAAGAAGAGGAGCAGCGAAGAAGAAGCAGAUGCCAAGUCGGGGAACAAUUCCUCCUCCCUGAAGAAGUUGUUGGGCUUCAUGCGACCCUACACCAGCCGCUUUGUGUUUGUGAUGCUGCUGGUCACUCUGUCCUCGUAUGGUGAGAUGGCGAUACCUCAUUACACGGGACACAUGGCAGACUGGAUCAUGGAUGAAAAGAAUCCAGAUGCCUUCACCCAAGCCAUCACAAUUAUGGCAAUAAUUACCAUUAGCAGUGCGGUACUUGAGUUUGUGUGUGACCUCAUGUACAACGUCACCAUGAGCUGCAUCCACACAUCAGUGCAGGGCAAGGUCUUCCAGUCCGUGCUCAAACAGGAGAUCGCUUUCUUUGACACCAACAAGACAGGGGAAAUUGUGUCGCGUAUCACCACGGAUACCAACAGCAUGAGUGAGGCGCUGAGCGAGCAGCUGAGUCUGGUCAUGUGGUACACUGCCCGACUGGUCUUCAUCCUCUACUUCAUGUUCAGCCAGUCGUGGCAGAUCUCCCUGUUCACCUGCAUGGGGCUGCCCAUCCUCUGGAUCAUCCCAGAGUGCUCCGGAACCUUCCAUCAGGCGAUCUCUAAAAAGGUUGCAGAGUGCAUUGCCCAGGCCAACCAGGUCGCCACAGAGACGUUCUCCAACAUGAAGACAGUGCGGUGCUUCGCCAAUGAGGACGGCGAGAUCAAGCGCUAUGAGGAGCAGCUGGACGUCAUCUACGGCCUGAACAAACGGGAAGCCUUCGCCUACGCCGCCUCCACCUGGGCCAAUAAUACCAGCACCCUGGCGCUGAAGGUGUUCAUCCUGUACUACGGAGGGACGCUGGUCACCGGGGGCACGGUCAGCAGCGGAGACCUGGUCGCCUUCGUACUCUACGAGCUCCAGUUCGCCUCGGCAGUGGACGCUGUGAUGCGUUGUUACCCAGACGUUAAGAAAGCCAUCGGAGGUUCGGAGAAGAUUUUUGAGUACCUUGAUCGGGAUCCCCAGGGUCCCCCUAUAGGCACCCGGGACCCCCAAGGGGUGGAAGGUCACGUGGAGUUCCGGAACGUCACAUUUUCCUACCCUGGGAAGGCAACCCCUGUGCUCAUGGAUGUGUCCCUGAAGCUGCAGCCCGGACAGAUCACGGCCCUGGUGGGGUCCAACAGCUCUGGGAAGACCACCUGCGUUCGGCUGCUGGAGCGCUUCUAUCAGCCCCAGGCCGGCAGUAUCCUGCUGGACGGAGAGAACCUCAAUAGCUAUAAGGAGCAUCACAAGGUCGCUGUUGUGAGCCAGGAGUGUGUUCUGUUUGCCCGCUCCAUCGCAGAGAACAUCAAAUAUGGCUUUGAGCACGCUACUGAUGAUGAUAUGUACAGAGCCGCCAGGAUGGCUGCAAUCCAUGACGAAAUACUAAAGUUCCCAAACGGAUAUCAAACAGAUGCGGGUGAGAAGGGGGGCAUGGUGUCGGGCGGCCAGAGGCAGAGGAUUGCCAUCGCCAGAGCUCUGAUCCGGCAGCCCAAGGUCCUAGUGCUGGACAACGCCACCAGCGACCUCGACGCAGAGACGGAACAUCAGGUCUUCAAGGCCCUGCUGGGGCGGUCCAACGGCCCGUGCUCGGUGUUUCUGAUCUCCCUCAAGAUGAGCGCCGUGGAGCGGGCCGACGACAUCCUGGUGCUGGAGGAGGGGCGCGUGGUGGAGCAGGGAACCCACAAAGAGCUGAUGAAGCAAGGGGGGCGCUACGCCCAGCUGGUCGCCAACCAAAACCAGGGCUUUCAGCGGGCCGAGGAAGAAGGGGGAGGAAGAUGAGUUUUUUUUGGCUGCAAUUAGUCUCUUGUAAGGGUAUAAUAUGUCAUUUCUGCCGCUUGGGGUCUCUCAUU
Messenger RNA from Gadus morhua (Atlantic cod), 2620 nucleotides. It is a transcript of the gene tap1, whose product is annotated as transporter 1, ATP-binding cassette, sub-family B (MDR/TAP). The transcript is spliced from 14 exons. Gene Ontology annotation, biological process: transmembrane transport. The record is from RefSeq and is a predicted model, not a curated record. The coding region runs from base 360 to 2549 and encodes 729 amino acids. NCBI's taxonomy places the organism in Eukaryota, Metazoa, Chordata, Actinopteri, Gadiformes, Gadidae. Gene Ontology annotation, cellular component: membrane. Gene Ontology annotation, molecular function: ATP hydrolysis activity; ABC-type oligopeptide transporter activity; ATP binding.